UCGUUGCAGCUGGCGUGGAAAUCGGGGGCCUGUACGCGAUCGAAGUCUCCUUAGCGCACGAGCUGCGUGAUCUCACACGACCGAACGCUAGUGGCAGUGUCAGUGGACGAGCUAAUCAGUAGACUCUGUCAGCUGGAUCACUGUGGCUUGCUCGAUUUCGAUUGCUGCUUGCGAGCGGAGCUACGGUGGUCGAAUUCCCCUCGAGCUCCUGCCGAGUGGUAUAAAAGCUCUGGAGCUGCAUGCUGGAAUCCAGAAGCCGCGAGCCUUUUACAUCAGAUAGCUAUCGAUUGCUCCAUCCACCGGACGAACUAUCAAGAGGAACAUCAAGAGGAACGAUCGAUCGCUCCUUCAAACCGGUUCUAGCUCGCGACUUUUAGCUCUAGAAAAUCUUCUCUGUCCAAGAUGACGAAGAGGGCUUUGUUGGUUGGGUGCAAUUAUCCAGGAACCACCGCUGCUCUCAGCGGCUGUGUGAACGAUGUCACCAGGAUGUACAACCUUCUGCUGGAGAAGUACGGGUUCGAAGAGGAGAACAUCAAAUUGAUGACUGACACUGAAGACGACAACGACAUGCCCACCGGUGCUAACAUCAAGACCUGGUUGAAAAAAUUCAUCGCUGAAUCUGAGGAAGGUGAUGUCUUGUACUUGCAUUUCAGUGGCCAUGGUACCCAGGUGCCCGCAGAGAGCGGUGACCACGAAGAUGAUGGCUUGGACGAGGCCAUCUGCCCCACCGAUUUGAACAUUCUUACUGAUGACGAUUUCAGAGUCUUGUUCAAGCCUCUGGCACCCGGCGUGGCCUUCACCUUCGUCUCCGACUCUUGCCACAGCGGUGGUCUGCUAGAUAGCGAGGAGGUGCAGAUCGGAGUUGCCGACGAUGGAGAAGUGGGAGAUGAGACGGAGCACCACGAAGAAGAGGGAGAGUCGACAGGCAGGGAGCUGCCCGAGAGCGCCAGCAAGAACAUGUCAGUGGAAAUGCUGCAGGAGCUUUUGGCCGAGAGGACGGGUCACGAGGUCAGCGCAGGAACCAUCAGAACGACCCUCUACGACAUGUUCGGCGACGACUGCAGUCCCACCGUCAAGGUCUUCGUGAACCACAUCGCCCAGCGUUUGGAGGAUGGAGUCUCGGAGGAAGAAAUCAUCGAGCUUUACGGAGAAACAGGACAUUUGGCCGUGGCAUUCCUCAAGCACAAGAUGGAAGACGAGGAGGUCGACAACGAGGAGUACUUCCGCAGCUCGCACGAGCUCGAGGGCCCCGUGAACAGAUCCGGCCAUGCCAAUGCCAAGCCUGACCCGGAGGAUCGCCUCGCCCCCAGCACUGGAGUCCUGAUCAGCGGAUGCCAAUCCAACCAAACCUCGGCCGAUGCCAAUCCCACCGGCGAUCCCGCUGAUGCUUAUGGAGCACUGACGCACGCCAUCCAGACAGUGGUGGAAGAGUAUGGGGGCAACAUCACCAACGGCGAGCUCGUCAACAAUGUGCGCAAGCUGCUCGUCAAAACCGGCUACACUCAGAGACCGUGCCUGUACUGCAGUGAGGAAGCUGUGGAGAUGCCCUUCAUCUGCGAGCCAGUGUGCUGAGCCAUGCUCUCUCACCAGUGGGAAACCUUAGCAUCUCCCAAUUGCACUUUGUGCACCAGCAGCACUCUUCCUCCUCUGGGAAUAGCUCGUGUACUGACUAACAGAGAGGGAGAAAGCAGAAGGUGGUCUACAAUCAAUGUCUCGUCCCAUCGUUUCGUUGUUGUUGUGGUUGUUGUGGUUUGUGUGCGACCCAUCCAUCGAGAGUUUCGUCCGAGUCUUCUGUCCGAUGUUUGGCUUACAAAGACGGAAAAGUGAAAAACAAUGGCAUCAGCCCCUUGAAGGUCCAGAGCAUGGAAAAGUAGGAGGAAACAGUCGCAGAGAGAAAGAGCCGGAGAUUUCAGGCCCGGUCGAAGCAGAUCGGAGAGGGUGAGAAGGCAUUCUUUGCAAGGGCGUCUCCCUUGAAGCUAGAGAGAGUGCUGACAGUACAAGUCUGUGCCGCCAACGGAUCAUUCCAUUGCAGGGAAGCGGAGGAGCUAGGAACGAAAGUACUGCUCUCUCUUGGUGAAUUCGCAAGCUAGCUGAAUUUUUCUCAUCGGGAUUCUGAGCAGUUACAGCACGUAGUUCGUCAAAGAGCGGUCGAUAGGCAAGAUUAUUCUCUAUUUCUGUGUAUAUCCAAAUUUUGAAGCUUUCACUUCACAUGCAAUAAAGCUCAUAUUUCUAUC
Molecule: messenger RNA, 2234 nt
Organism: Marchantia polymorpha subsp. ruderalis
Lineage: Eukaryota; Viridiplantae; Streptophyta; Marchantiopsida; Marchantiales; Marchantiaceae
Source: the annotation of a GenBank genome assembly